Dimorphilus gyrociliatus is the source of this 2191-nucleotide messenger RNA. NCBI's taxonomy places the organism in Eukaryota, Metazoa, Annelida, Polychaeta, Dinophilidae. The record is from the annotation of a GenBank genome assembly.
UAUGGCAGCUCAUGAUUUAGAAGCUGUCCCAAGAACAAAAGAUAUAGAAUUAUCCGAACAUGUUGAAUUUAAAGACAUGUGUUUAACGAGUCGAGUUUUAGAAGGCUUAAAUGAUGCCGGUUUUGUCCGUCCCAGUCCAGUUCAAUUGCGAUCCAUACCAGUUGGAAGGUGUGGUUUAGAUAUGAUUGUACAAGCCAAAUCUGGAACUGGGAAAACUUGUGUAUAUUGCGUAACUGCUCUGGAGAACAUGAAUUUAGAUAUUAAAACGUUACAAGUUUUAGUCAUUUGCCCAACGAGAGAAAUAGCAAUGCAAGGAGCAGAUGUUAUGAGAUCCAUAGGGAAAAAAAUUGAGAAUCUUCAUUGUCAUACUUUCAUUGGCGGUCUGCCUGUUCAGGAGGACAGGAAAAAGUUGGAAGCGUGUCGCAUAGCCAUAGGAACUCCUGGUCGAAUAAAACAACUGAUAGAAGAAAAAGCCCUCAUUACCGAUCAUAUUCGUAUUUUUAUACUUGACGAAGCUGAUAAACUGAUAGAAGAUUUCCUGGAUUCUAUCAAUUGGAUAUAUUCUUGUUUACCAAAAACCAAACAAAUGAUUGCCCUAUCAGCUACCUUUCCUGAAUCAAUGACAAAAUCUGUUAAAAAUUUUAUGAGUACACCUACUGCCAUACGUUUAAAUUCAACAGAUCCUGCAUUAUUAGGAAUAAGACAAUAUUAUGAAAAGCUUGAGAGAUACCCAUUAGAUCAACAAAAUUUUAUUGCAAAGAUCUGCUGUUUAAUAUCUAUAUUAGAGAAAAUCGCCUUUCAACAAUGUCUAAUUUUCUCAAAUAACCAAUCAAAAGCAGAAGCAUUUGCUAAAUACCUAACAAAUAAAGGAUGGCCUGCAACUCAUAUUAGUGGAAGUUUAAAUCAAGAUAAUAGAAUAAGUGCAAUUUCUCAGUUACAAAAGUUUGAGUGCAGAAUCCUAGUGACUACUGAUUUGACUGCUAGGGGAAUAGAUGCUCAGAAUGUGAAUUUGGUUGUAAAUCUUGAUAUUCCAAAAGAUCACGAAACGUAUUUACAUAGAAUUGGAAGAGCGGGCAGAUUUGGGUCCUAUGGAGCUGCAAUAUCAAUAGUUCUAGAAGGAAAUGAGACAUCUCAAUUAUUGAAAUUUUCUCAGAUAUCUCAAUCAGAAAUUAAUCGAUUACCAGAUCCAAUUCCUGAAAAUUUAGCUGAGUGCUCGUCUAGCAUUAAUGUAAAUAAACUGGUUUCAACUCAAAUAUUGGGUGACGAAACUAUAGAAAUGAAGAAAAUACUUGAAGAAAGUGAAAAAUUUACAGACACUGUUAAAUUACUUAAAGAAACGAAUGGUAGUGAGAAAACGGUAAAAAAUUCAGUUAGAAGUAAGAUAAAAAAAAGAGCAAGGAAAAAGAUGACUGCCGCUGAUUUAAAAAAUAGCAUAGAAAGAGAAGCCAAUGUAAAUAAUAACGCGAUUGAUAGCCCUAGUAAAAAUAAAAACGAGAGGGAAGAAAACCAUGAUAAAAUUGAAAUAGAACAAAUAGAAAUGGAAAAUAUUCAUGAUAGAGAGGAGAGCAGGGGUGAUACUUUAACAGACGAAAAACAUGAUAAGGAUUCAACGAACAAGGAAGAAAGAGAAGUAGAGACAGAUGAUAAACAUAGGAAAGAACAAGAUAGAGAAAGUGAACUUGAACAAGAUGAUGAUGAUGAUGAUAAUGAUGAUGAUGGUGGUGAUGAUGAUAGUGAUGAUGAUAAUAAUGAAUAUAGCGACGAACAAGACAAUGCUGAAGAAUUAGCACAAACAUUAGAAAGACCAUUUAAGAGACCUAACCUAUGCUCUAAGAUAGAUAAGUCUGAGAUUGAAACAAUGAAAGAGGCAUUGGAAAAGCUUACUGUUGAAGUACCCAAUAAAAGAGGGAAACUUAGGACAAAGGGAAAACGUAAAUAUCACGAAGAAAAUUACACGAAAAAUGAUUACUACUUAGGUUCUCAAAGUGACAAUAGACAUCAGCCCACUUCUGAUUAUGACUAUUAUAAUAUGCCCAAUGACUGUAAUUCUCAAUCUCUUCGUAGUCAAUCAGUUAUAGCGGAUGCGCUGUGGGAUCACGGGCUUAGGUUUUCCUAUUGGAUGGGUAUUAACUAUGGUUAUCAUUUAGCCAAUUAUGAAUAUUUAAAAAAUCAAUACAAGAUUGACAAAUGA